Molecule: messenger RNA, 734 nt
Organism: Sinocyclocheilus grahami
Lineage: Eukaryota; Metazoa; Chordata; Actinopteri; Cypriniformes; Cyprinidae
Product: arrestin-C-like
Exons: 5
Coding region: 1-450 (149 amino acids)
Biological process (GO): visual perception; signal transduction; G protein-coupled receptor internalization
Molecular function (GO): G protein-coupled receptor binding
Source: RefSeq, a predicted model, not a curated record
AUGCCCAUUGGAUAUUCCAUGGACCAAAUUAAUGCGAACUCCACCUUUGAGAAGGAAUAUAGAGUCACUCCUCUGCUUGCCAAUAACAAAGAGAAACGUGGCCUUGCAUUGGAUGGCAAACUGAAAGAUGAAGACACCAACCUGGCUUCUUCAACAAUUCUGCUACCCAACAUGGAUAAACAAAUGCAAGGCCUUGCUGUUUCCUACAAAAUUAAGGUUACCCUCAUGAUGGGAGGUGGUCUCUUGGGAAGCCUAACAUUAAGUGAUAUUACCGCUGAACUCCCCCUGGUUCUGAUGUCACCUAAACCAGCAGGACUGAUAUCAACCUUGAAUAGAAUACAGCCGUUGACGGAGAGGAGCAAGUCAGAAGGAGAGACACUCAGGAAUAGAUACAGAUUCCAAACAACCUCAAUUCAUGAGACUAUAGACCCUAGUUGCAAAUACCUGUAAAAGGAAUUAGCUGUAUAAUGUUAAACAUGGGCUAAAAGCCUUGUACACUAAGAAGAACUCACUGACACUGAAAUCAAGUGUUGGUCUGAUGCUGAUGAUGUAAUGUUUAUUUCUUCUACCUUUAUCAUGAGAUCUCAGAUUAAUAAUGUUUCAGUUUCUUUUUGUAUGUGAAUGUAAAAUAUAAAGGAGUAAUGAACAACUUUAUAAUUAUAUUAAGUCGUAUUUUGUUUUAAUGUCUGUGGUGAUGGUGGAAAUGAAUAAACAUUGGACUGUUAUUUGGACCA